CAUCAGCACUAUGAUGUGGUGCAACAAACCAAUCCUGAGAUGACACAUGUCUUAUUUUAUCAAAAGCAAAAAUCUUAAUCCUGAUUUUUCCUUAAUCUCUGUCCCAAAUCUGGCCGUCCAUAAUAAUCGAUCCCACUUUUCUAGGAUUCACGUUCUUGCUCCAACCAUUCACGCGGCGGAGAAGGACUUGCUAUGACGAAGAAAGAUGAAGGAAAACGAACCCACAUGUUAGUUCCUUUUGUUCUGCAAUUUGUUUAGGUUUUUUCAAUCCAGAGACUCUUUCAGUUUUUAUUUUAUCUUAUUAUUUUAAAAUAAUACUAAUGGCAUCUUCAAACAUGAAAGAAAAUUUCCAGUAUGAACCAAGUAAGAAGCACUUUAUUAUUGAAUUAAUGAUUUUUUUUCCUCCCGGGAUAUAACUAAUGAUUCUUUUAAAUUUCAAUGGGGGGAAUUAUUAGUCUGCUAUUGUUAAGAUUUAAGAGAGGAAGUGAGGCCAUUUUGGAAUUUAAAGCAAAAGAAGAAGCAACUAAAGAUGGUGAUUGAGGGUCGAUGGAUGAAGGAGAGGAUAGAAAGAUGCGUGUAUCUAGCUUUUGUGAAGUCAAGAUGAUUUUUUUGAAGUUACUCCGCAAAAUGAAGCAAAAAAUCCAGAUCUAUCAUUAUAUAUCGGGAAAGCAAAAAAUCCAAGUGAUCUAAUUUGCUUUGGCCAUGAUGAAAACAAAAUUUGUAGAUUGCACAACAAUUCCAAAAAAAGAAUUCUAGAUGAAAAAUAUAUUGGACUUCGAUUAUUUUAGAAGUUUUCAUCGGCCUCUGAAAACGCCCGUGAACCGUAAGAACAGAGAAAGAUGUCUGGGAUCGGCAGUUACGGACGGCCGGACUUAGGGGCAGAGGUUAGCUAAGGAAAAAUCAGAAUUAAGAUUUUUUGCUUUUAAUAAAGUAGGGCAUGUGUCAUUACGGGAUUGGUUUGCUGCACCACAUCAUGGUGCAGCUGCUUCACGGAAUAUUUUCUCGUUGUUUACACCAUCAUUUGGGAUGGAGAAACGACCAUGUGACACCUGUUUGUUUACUUUUUUGGAUGGUUUUUUUCAGAUUAUUUUAAUAGUAAUUGUUCUAUUUUAGUAUAUUUUUUUUUACAUUUCUAAUAGACUAAAUAUCUUAAAAAAAAACUAAAAAAUGAAACAAACAUAUCGAAUUACUUGUUGGAAUACUAAAAGUAGAUCGACGCAAUCUAUCUUGGAUUACCUUGAUAUACAAACUCUUUUGGACUUUUAUAUAUCGUUCUGUUCAUGAGAUAAAAAAACUAAGUAGUAGUAUACGGUAAAUCAUCAUAUGUAACUGCGGAACAAAUUGGAGUGCGAGCAUUUGCAAUCUGAGUUUAGAAUCCCUCUUUAUCAUCUUGAGUAAGCAUUUAUUUGGGAUUUAAACCCGAUGGCUACAGAUGGAAUUGUUAUGUUGGCUUCUUGGUUAAUUAUGCUGGCAACUUUAAUGGUACUUCAAACUACUAAUGUGAAUGCUUCACGGGUGGAGGAGUUAUGCAAUUUAGAACCCGGGGACAACUUUCUCUUCUGCGUAGAAUGCUUAAAAGGAAAAGGUCAUCAUAAUAGUACCCACCAUAUCCAAGGGGAAACUCAGGACCAAAAGUUUGGACGGAAAUCCAUAGAUUGUGCUCGUCGUUCGACGGUGAUUGCUCAAGAUGCCAUGGAAGCAUUGUCGAACAAUACCGGGGGAAAACUGCAGGAUGCGGCGAGAUUUUGCUCGUCCAAACUCGGGGUCGUGGUGAGCUGGUUUGAGUUGGCGCUGACGUGGUGGUCGUAUAAACGUAAAUCCGACACGUUGAGAUGUAUCCGGGGUGGACAAGAUGAAUAUCAUCAAUGCGCCGUGGAAAUUUCCGAUGAGGAAAUACCACCUGCGCUGGACCGAAUGCUCGAUUGUACUAGAGCACGUAGUGAUGUUGCAUAUACGCUUAUCAAAUCAAUUAUAGUUUAGUUAGCUCUGUAUUUAUGUACCCUAAUUGAAAUAAUAACAAAAAAUUAAGAAAGCAAGC
Oldenlandia corymbosa var. corymbosa is the source of this 2038-nucleotide messenger RNA. The record is from the annotation of a GenBank genome assembly. NCBI's taxonomy places the organism in Eukaryota, Viridiplantae, Streptophyta, Magnoliopsida, Gentianales, Rubiaceae.